AAGAGGGAGUGAAAUCGUUGUGCGCCCGAUUUGUGCCCCUCAAAUUUCGGAAAGUUGGGCCAGUCAAACCACAUUGGUUUGACAAAGAGUACAACAAAAUGGCCCGACGGCGACGUAGACUAUGGAACAAAUUCGUGUUAUCUGGCUCUGAUGAGGACUACAAUGCGUACAAGGUACAACGAAAUCGCUGCAACAACGCGAAAACAAGCAAACGCAGAAGCUUCGAAGAGGAGCUUGCAACUGCCGCAAAAACUGCUCCCAAGAGGAUCUUCGCAUAUGUGAAGCGGCGCCUAAGGCCUAUAGCCAAUAUCCCAGUGUUAGAAGGCUCAGAAGGACAGCCUCUAACCUCGAGUACAGAUCGUGCGUCAGCAUUGGCAACGCACUUCGCCUCCGUAUUCGCAAGUGACCAGGUGUCUGUAAUGAGUUCGACGAGCACCGCUCCAGCCGAACUUAACAGCCUGGACUGCAAUAUUGAGGAUGUACGCAAGAUUCUAGCAAAUCUUGACGGGACGAAACCUG
Molecule: messenger RNA, 519 nt
Organism: Dicrocoelium dendriticum
Lineage: Eukaryota; Metazoa; Platyhelminthes; Trematoda; Plagiorchiida; Dicrocoeliidae
Source: the annotation of a GenBank genome assembly